AAACAAAAAUUGUAAUUUUAUUAACCUCAGUUUUUAUUAAAAUAUAAACAAAAUUAAAUCAAAUCAACAACAUAAAAACAUAAAGGAAAAAUAUAAAAAAAUUCUCUCAUAAAAUAGACAACAUAAAAAUCAGCAAUAACUUUUGAAUCCUUUUUACGCAUUUCCCGAUUUCGUGGUGUCAUCUGCAAACGCCAUAGACAUCAUUAACAUCGACAACAUUAAAAAAAUUAUCGUCACCAUCAUCAGAAUAAACAAGGAAUACCAGCUCUAGUAGCAGCAGCUUCAGCAGCAGGAUCUCUUUACCAGCAUUUACUAUGGAUUUAUUAUCGUUUUUAUUGUAUUUUCUCUUGACACGACAUGUCACAGUAUGGGCACAAAUCCACAGCAACACCAUCACCACCUACACCAGUACCACUACCAUCACAAGCAACAACAGCAAUUCACAAAAUUUCCACAACAACAACCAUCGACAACGACGUAGCACCGGAAGCAGUAGCUCCAACAAUAUUCCAUCGGUUAGCGAGAACAGUGUUUUGUAUUUAACACCAUCGCAACCAUCUAUACCACAUUUUGUGAAUGCUUCCUUUAUAAUAUUUUGCAAUACAAAACAACGAACGAUUGCAACAACAGAUGCAACUGCAGCAUCGUCGUCUUCAUCAUCAUCACCAUCAGCAUCUUUAUCGAAUACAGUACAAACAGAUAUUGAGACUAAAUGGAAAGAUCCCAAUGGUGUGGUGCGUGAGAAUACCAAAGGUCGUGUUCAUGUUGAAAAAAGAGGAG
Lucilia sericata (common green bottle fly) is the source of this 780-nucleotide messenger RNA. Its product is annotated as myosin heavy chain kinase C. The record is from RefSeq and is a predicted model, not a curated record. NCBI's taxonomy places the organism in Eukaryota, Metazoa, Arthropoda, Insecta, Diptera, Calliphoridae. The annotation marks the transcript as partial. The transcript has 2 exons.